Paraphaeosphaeria sporulosa is the source of this 1672-nucleotide messenger RNA. RefSeq lists its product as uncharacterized. The transcript has 3 exons. NCBI's taxonomy places the organism in Eukaryota, Fungi, Ascomycota, Dothideomycetes, Pleosporales, Didymosphaeriaceae. The record is from RefSeq and is a predicted model, not a curated record. Bases 1 to 1602 code for a protein of 533 amino acids.
AUGUCUACUCGUAGAACAUUCUCUUUGUCUCCGCGCCGCAGCAGCUAUCCGUCGUACAUGCAGCCGACGCAGGCUUCCGAGGCGCGCGCCCAAAGCGUCGUAUCGCUGAAGCGCUCAAGCUCAACUCCAGCGUCAAUUGAAGUGACGCCCGGCUCCAUCGUAUUAGCGCAAGCAUCUACGGUCGCGAUUGCCGUUGCCGAAGGUCCGCAGGUUCAGCAGGAGGUUGUAGUCGAGACGCUCCAGUCGUCGAAAUUGUCCAAUAAUUACAAUAGCAAGGACACUUCCCACGAGUCUACCGCUCAAGUGACUGAGAAGUCCACCGUCCAACUUACUGAAGAUGUCGUCCCUAUUGCACCUAUUGGCCCAAUGGCACGCUUCGGCUCCAAAUUAUCUGCCACACCAAUCGCUCCUACCAUCGAGGUACUUCCUUCGAGUUUGAGCAGCAGCAACUCAUCUAACAGUACGCAGGCUACGGACCCAACGCAGAUCCCCGUGCCUCGCGCCACCGGCCAGGCCGUGAAUACCAUGCCUAAGAGCGUCAAGGUGACGAAGGAGGUAUCCAAGAAGCGCAAGCGUCUUGAAGGCGUCGUGAAGAAGUCUUCCAAGAUCCCAAACACCAUCGAGCCUACGGUCGACGACGCGGACAAGAACGAUACAGACAAGGAGCUAGUUACAAAGAAGCGCAAAACCCGCUCACAGGCUCCCAGCCCCGAUGAGCUCCUGGAGCUGGACGCUGACGGCGACGACGAGGACGACGUAAUCGUUCCUCAGCGGAAGCGCAAGGCCACGACUGUCGCCAAAGCGCGCGCAAGCAAGGCUGUCGUCGAGAAGCCGGUGUCUUCUACAAAGUCUUUGGACCCCGAGAUUAACCGCAUGAUCAAGGCGGAGGAGAAGCGUAAGGCAGCAGCCGCGAGCGGAAACGUUUUCGCUCGCAACCCGAAGCUGCGUCGCUCUCUUGCUGAUGUGACGGCGGCCUCGGCCAGGAGCCGUCCCAUUUUGGGCCGCCCGACAAAGGUGGAGAUGGUAGCUGCCCCAAAGAGCGCUAAGAAGAUCGUCGCGGUCCCGCUCAUGAAAGCCAGCUCCUCCGCCAGAAUCAAGGAAGGCGCAGUCACUCAUGACGGCGAUGUCACCAUUGCCGACCUCCGAUCCAUCAAGUACCUCAAUGUCACGGCCAACAUCCGCAUGGUGCACAUCGAUCGCAUUGUCCAAUGCCCUUUGAACUACCCAAACAUUCACAUUGAGACCGACGAAAGCGAGCGUCCUGUCAAGGCUUACAUCACCAAGAUGACGGACAACGAGUUCAAGCUUGCGUUUGAGGCAGCGAUUGGCCGUGAUAAGGAGAAGCGCAAGCUUGACGCUAAGCUUGAGCGCCAGAACAAGGGCAAGGCCGCCGGUAGCAAGACAGCUCAGGCAUCUUCAGUGCGCAAGGUUGUAGCGGGCAAAGCCACCGCUAGCAAGGUCCCAAUUGCCACGAGUGCAACGAAGAAGGGAACAGCUACCAAAAUCACGCCUGGCAUAGGCACGGAGAAAUCCCCGCUGAGCAAGGUUUUGAGGGGUCGGAUCACUCGCCAGCCUCCCAAGUCUGGCCCUCGCUCAUCGUGAUUGGUCUGCUCUUCUUUGCAUGUGUACUUGUCUUCUAAUCUGUAUGGCCGCUUAUCCACGGAUAUUCUGU